Messenger RNA from Corticium candelabrum, 1101 nucleotides. RefSeq names its product DNA damage-regulated autophagy modulator protein 1-like. The transcript has 7 exons. The record is from RefSeq and is a predicted model, not a curated record. Lineage: Eukaryota; Metazoa; Porifera; Homoscleromorpha; Homosclerophorida; Plakinidae. The coding region runs from base 37 to 915 and encodes 292 amino acids.
UUUACAAAGUCCCUUUUCUUAGAGGCUCAUAGCUGAAUGAGCUGUGAGAGCGGCAGCAGCGCGGAUAUCACUCUAGAGAGGAGACCAAUGUCGUUGUGUUGUUCGGCACCCGGUCCGGAAUGUCUUCCCGUUCUCUUCGCUUUCGUCAUGUCUACAGCGUUCAUACUAUCUUACGUUUUGGCGAUUGCCAGGAAAGACGUCAGCGCUGGGUUCCCGUAUAUAAGCGACACCGGUGCGACACCGCCUGAAAGCUGUGUCUUUACGUUUCUACUCAACGUCGGCGCGUUUAUUGCUUUCGUUAUGAUCUACGUUCGUUACAAGCAAGUGAAGGAAUACAACAAGCAGGAUUUAUCACGAAUACUAAGACUGAACACGUGGUCAGCAGUCGUCGGUGCUAUUGCCGUCGUUGGGUUGAUGUUGGUCGCAUCGUUUCAGGAUAUCAACGUGUUUGUUGUCCACGUUAUUGGUGCUGUAAUGACGUUUGUGUUUGGUGUUAUGUACGAGUGGAUGCAAGCAGCCAUGACCUACAAAAUGUUUCACAACAGAGGACAAAAGAGAGUGACAAUCAUCAGAAUUGUCAUUGCAACUCUAUCAACCGUCUUCUUAAUCACAUGUGGUAUAACUGGAGUAAUUGCUGUAAAUGAGUUGCACACCCACCAGAAGCACGUGACAGUUACUGACGUGGUCAAGUGGAACUCGUCAAUGCCUGGAUACGAGACACACAUCGUCAGCACCACCACAGAAUGGGCCGUCGCCAUUUGUCUCCUUGUCUACUUCCUCACCUUCUACAAUGCAUUCAAAAAGAUCUCACUCGAGGCCGUCGUUCGUCUCAGACUCAACAACUACACAAUGAUAGAGGACACAAGAGAGACACAAUACCUGGACCCUGAACGAUACAAAGGAGGCCUCUACUAGACAACAGUCUCUUUUCAUUACCUUUUCACAUUCCUCAUUAUCAAAUUUUUCUGGCGCAUGCGCAGUAACACAAGCUAUAGAUCAGUUGUAGUUACUUACUAGUUGAUAUUAAGUAUGGAAGUAACAAAAUAGUUAAUUAAUUGAUAUUGGGUUGGGUGUGAUGGUUGGGUUGCUUUAGAGUCUUGU